AUGGAAAAGGCACAGAAAGGAGGUCUAGAAAGCACUCCCGCACCUGAGCACGAGCUCCCCAGCUACACCACUGCGCAGAACGAGCAGAAGAAGCAAGAUGAGGGUGCAGGCCCGAGUAAUAGCGGCUUGGGCUUGGGGAAGGAGCACCACAAGUAUCUCGAGACGGCGAAGGGCAAGAAAUGGCUGUCGAUGUUCGUCAAGAGCCGCGCAACUAAUCCAACCUCGCUCCCCGUGUUCUUCGAGGGAGACAUAAUCUCUGGUCGGGUCGAGCUCGAUAUCGACAAGGCAGAGAGCAGCAAGGGAAUCUCUAUCACUAUUCAGGGCGGUACGACCUUCGUGGGGCAAGAAGAGGAGAUCUUUCUCAAAGAAGAGAAGAGUCUCUGGACAGGCUCCAAGCUCAAACCUGGGAAGCAGUCCUGGCCUUUCAAGUUCGUGCUACCGAAGGAGGUGACGAUCAAGGACGCAGGCACGUUCCGUAUCCCGCCGCAUUACACCGAGCGCGCAAGUCCAGCAUACAUCGACUACAAGCUGAUAGUCACCGUCAAACGCGGGUUUCUGAAGGUUAACCAGACGCUUGUUACUAGCUUUGGAUACCAGCCAGUUACUGUGCCUGAGCAGCCCUCGCCACUGAGGCGCAUUGCCUAUUCGGAAGGAAGUCCCUUGAUUGGGCCAGAGGGUGAUCCGGAGGGUUGGAGAGUCUUGCCUACACUGAAGAUCAAGGGGACAUUGUUCAACACGAAGGAGGUCGAAGUGGAUUGCACGUUGGCCAUAGCAAAACCGCUUUCCUAUGCUCUUGGAUCGCCGAUUCCAUUAUUGAUUACAUUCAGCGGAGACAAUCCACAAGCCCUGGAUCUGCUUGCCAAUCAGAAUGCUAUUCAGUUGCGAUUGCGCAGAGGAAUGGCUACUGGCUCGGAUGCGAUAGAUGAUAACGGCAUACGACGCACGGAUAAUCACUUUGUAGAAGAUUGCGGAGGCGCAUACUUCUGGCCGUCACGAGAGGGGGCGGAUGAGCCCAACCGAAAGGUUUUACAAGGAGAGCUGGAAGUUGUGAAAACCCUCAAGCCAAGUUUCAAAUUUCCGAAGGUCACCAUCCGGUAUUCACUCGACCUUUUGCCAUUUUCCGCAUCCGGCUUCGUUAUGAAUGAAACAGUCCCAGGUACUGUGUUGCUGAAAGAAACAGUCACAAUAGCGACUAGACAAAUCCUGGGCUUAAAUGCACACUCAUACGCACCGCCUGGAUACGAGAAGCCACAGAACGUCGACUACAACAAGUCUCUGGGAUUGUUGGAAAACGGAAACCAGAGGUUUUUAGGCCAUCAUCAUCGAUAA
Messenger RNA from Psilocybe cubensis, 1329 nucleotides. RefSeq lists its product as uncharacterized. The transcript is spliced from 6 exons. The record is from RefSeq and is a predicted model, not a curated record. NCBI's taxonomy places the organism in Eukaryota, Fungi, Basidiomycota, Agaricomycetes, Agaricales, Agrocybaceae. Bases 1 to 1329 code for a protein of 442 amino acids.